CAGGCUGGGCAAAAGCAAGCUGCGCCUGGACCGCGUCGCAGAGCGUUCCGCCGUCCCGUCGGAGCCACCGAGGCUGUGCUGCCGGUCUGCCACCGCCAUGGAGGAGGCGAGAACCACCCUCCUCUGCCACCGCGGCCGGCGGCUCCUUUUUUGCUGGAUCCCCUUCCUCCUCCUGCUGCUGCUGCCCGUCCCGUCGGGAGGGACCACCAAGGUAUUUGGCGAGACGGAUCAGGUCCGCAUGACGUCGGAAGGCUCCGACUGCCGGUGCAAAUGCAUCCUGCGGCCCCUCAGCAAAGAUGCCUGCAGCCGCCUCAAGGAAGGCAGCGUGCGGGUGGAGGAUUUUUAUACCGUGGAGACGGUCAGCUCGGGCACCGACUGCCGCUGCUCCUGUACGGCCCCUCCUGCCUCCCUGAACCCCUGUGAAAAUGAAUGGAAGAUGGAGAAGCUGAAGAAACAGGCCCCGGAACUCCUCAAGCUCCAGUCCAUGGUUGACCUGCUGGAGGGAACCCUCUACAGCAUGGACAUGAUGAAGGUCCACUCGUAUAUCAACAAGGUGGUGGCACAGAUGAACACGCUGGAAGAGACCAUCAAGACCAAUCUAAGCCGGGAGAAUGACUUCAUGAAGGAGAGUGUCCUCCACCUGAGCCACCAGAUGAGGCGCUACGAGAACUAUUCCGACAUCAUGAUGGGGAUCAAGAAGGAGCUCUCCAGCCUGGGCUACCAGCUGCUGCAGAAGGAUGCGGCCGCCCCACCUGAACACAAGGCUCAGGACACAGCUGGGGGUAAAGGCAAGGAUGGGACCGGGAGGUAUUCUGGUGCUCGGAAGAGCCUGGGGGACAGAACCCCUCUGAGGGGUCCAAAAGAAAAGCACCCCAAAACGGAGAAGCCGCGGAAGGAGAGCGCGAAGGGGCGGGCGAACCCCGUCCAACCGACGUCCAAGCCCAGAUCCUCAGGGCACCAGCAAGCCGUGAUGCGUGGAAUCACGUACUAUAAAGCUGGGCAUCGGGAAGAAGCCGAGGAGCUGGCGAGCCACCGGGCAGAGGUGCCCAUAAAUGGAGGCACGAACACAGAGCCGCAUCAAGAUGGCAAAAGUCCGGCCUCUUACCCAGCCCGGGAGACCCUACCAAGAGACGGAGAACGUUCUGCUCCAGUUUCCAGUCCCCGCGGUACCACCGCCACCACCACCUCCACCACCACGCCAGCACCCAGCACCACUUUUUCUGCUAGGACCUCCAGUCGAGGUCUGCCCGGCACUGGUCAGCCCAUUGCCGGGCGUGGGGGCUCAACUGAAGGACCCUCCACUGCCAACCACGUUCAGGAGGCGGCGUGUGAAGGCACGCUGGAGGCCGUCGAACCCCCCGAGACCCAGCACAGCUACGGGCGCAACGAAGGGGCCUGGAUGAAAGACCCGGCCGCCAAGGACGACCGCAUUUACGUCACCAACUACUAUUACGGGAACAGCCUUGUGGAAUUCCGCAACCUGGAGAACUUCAAGCAAGGACGCUGGAGCAACCUGUACAAGCUCCCUUACAACUGGAUCGGGACCGGCCACGUGGUCUUCCAGGGCGCCUUCUACUACAACCGGGCCUUCACCAAGAACAUCAUCAAGUAUGACCUGCGCCAGCGUUUCGUGGCUGCCUGGUCCCUCCUGCAUGACGUGGUGUACGAGGACACCACGCCAUGGAAAUGGCGGGGCCACUCCAACAUCGACUUUGCCGUGGACGAGAGCGGACUGUGGGUGAUCUAUCCCGCCACGGACUACGACUACGGCCAGCAGGAAGUCAUUGUGGUGAGCAAGCUCGACCCAGGUGACCUCUCAGUGCGCCGGGAGACCACCUGGAAGACAGGCCUCAAGCGCAACUCCUACGGCAACUGUUUCAUCAUCUGUGGGAUCUUAUACGCCGUGGAUGAGUCUAACACAAAGGAAGGGCAGGUGGCUUACGCGUACGACACCCACACGGCCACCGAGGCCAACCCCAAGCUGCCGUUCCUCAGCGAGUUUGCCUUGACCACCCAGAUUGACUACAACCCGAAGGAGAAGAUCCUCUACUCUUGGGACAACGGCCAUCAGGUCACCUACAGACUCCGCUUCGUCGCUUGAGGUCCGGCCCUCCAAAGCGGUUCAACGUACUGGGCUAAAGUUUUCUCCCCAUAGCAGCGGGACAGCCACCCCAGCUCAGAAAUGGGCCCUGGACCCACGGAGGAGCAAAACCAUUCAUUCCAUGGGGCAGAGCUGUAGAAAGCUUGCCUUUAUCCAGUGCCUUCUCAGCCAUCCUUCACAAAUGUAUUGAAGUCGUUUUCU
Pogona vitticeps (central bearded dragon) is the source of this 2302-nucleotide messenger RNA. It is a transcript of the gene OLFML2A, whose product is annotated as olfactomedin like 2A. Gene Ontology annotation, biological process: signal transduction. Lineage: Eukaryota; Metazoa; Chordata; Lepidosauria; Squamata; Agamidae. The record is from RefSeq and is a predicted model, not a curated record.